Messenger RNA from Amphimedon queenslandica, 1891 nucleotides. RefSeq names its product sodium-dependent lysophosphatidylcholine symporter 1-B-like. Bases 149 to 1705 code for a protein of 518 amino acids. The record is from RefSeq and is a predicted model, not a curated record. Gene Ontology annotation, biological process: carbohydrate transport. NCBI's taxonomy places the organism in Eukaryota, Metazoa, Porifera, Demospongiae, Haplosclerida, Niphatidae. Gene Ontology annotation, molecular function: symporter activity. The transcript is spliced from 15 exons. Gene Ontology annotation, cellular component: plasma membrane.
ACUAGUAAAGUCUAGUCCUAUUCUCAUUUCUCAGUUUUUGCUAAAAGAAGCUGACCCCAUUGUUUAGAUCAGAGAUAGUAGAUCUAGACUUUCGUCCAGCUUCCAAUUGGCAACCCUUGAAGACUGCAGAGAUCACCGGAUCAGAGAGAUGUCUAACUAUUUUAAGAUCUCUGACAAGAACCAUUUCUCUCAGAAAAGGGAUAGAGAAUCACUAGAUUUAAUGCCAGAUGACUUAGCAACCAAAGUAAAGGAUGAGAAGCGGCUUCCACUGUGGAGGAAACUAGGCUAUGCUAUGGGCUCUAUGCCAUAUGCAAUGUGCAAUACUGUGAUUGGCUUUUACUUCACCUAUUUUCUACUUGAAGCAGCUCUGAUGGAUGCUACCUAUGUGUUGGUAAUAAUAUUGCUGGGAAGAGUUUGGGAUGCCAUAUCUGAUCCUUUAUGUGGCUAUUUCUGUUCUAGGACUAAGACAAGAUUCGGACAAUUUAGACCAUGGUUGUUGAUUUCAGCAGUCCCUGCAGCAUUGGUCUACUUUGGUUUGUGGUUCGUUCCCAAUUUUAGCUCAAGUGCAUUGACAUUCAUUUAUUACCUUAUCAUGUAUUUACUGUUCCAGACAAUGCUGACUUGUGUUCAUGUACCAUAUACUGCACUAACAAUGCACAUGUCUUACUCUCAAAAAGAAAUAGACUCGGUUACAUUUUAUAGAGUUGCAUUUGAGACAAUUGCUACCUUGCUGGGUGUAACAGUCUACACUAUAUCGUAUGCAAUAUUUGCACAUGAAUCUAGUGAAGACUGUACUGGCACUAAAACAAAGGAUAGUAAUUUGGUGAAAGCAUUCAGGUAUCAUGCAUUAUUCAUGAGUGUUCUGAUUGUAAUAAUGAUACUGACUACUUUCUUUACUGUCAAAGAACAAAAAGAGAUGACUGAUAAGAAGACAAAGAUAUCAUUAAGAGAAGCAAUGAAAGAGACCUGGUGUUUCAAACCAUACAGAGAACUAUUUUGUAUUGAGUUAUUCUCUUGGCUUGCAGUACAGUUCGGACAGGGAAAUCUUGCAUUUUAUAUCCAAUACAAUUUAGACCUUGGAAAUGAGUUACCAUAUUUUGUAUUCUAUUUAAUGGUAGUAAACAUCAUUGUGUUGCCUUUGUGGCAAUUGACUUUACAAAAAUUUGGAAAAAAGACUGCAUUUCACGUAGCAGCAUGGUUUCUGUUGCCGUCUUACCUUUCAUUCCUAUUCAUUGAUUAUUAUCCUCACCUUAUUUGGAUUGUUGGAUUCAUUCAAGGUUCUGGCGCUUCAGCAAUCUACAUGUUACCAUGGUCAAUGAUUCCUGAUGUAGUUGAUUAUGCAUCAUUGCAUAGUGGGAUAAGAAGAGAGGAGUUGUAUUACUCAUUCUUUGUAUUUGGAAAUAAAUUUAGUUCAGGGAUUACACUAGGACUAUCCACUGGAAUAUACAAGUUAGCUAAUUAUAAUCAAUUGUCAUGCGAGCAGCCUUGGACUGCAACGUUACUAUUCAAAUUACUGGUCUCCACUCCUACUGUACUAUUCAUUUUGGUAACGUUAGUGUUUUUAUGGAGGUAUCCUAUCACAGAGAUGAAAAGAAUUGAAAUUAAAGAAAAGAUACUUAGUUUGAGAAAAGGAAUAAAAAUUCAGUCUGAGCAAGUUUACCAGUCAGUGGAACCAGUGAUCCUAAAGAUCAAAGAAAUAAAAUAGAAACUUAUGUGCAUAUCAAAGUGAAGAAACUCUUUUCAAUCACUAAAAAGCAAUGCAAGAAAAGACCACCAAACUGUCAAACCGUUCCUUGUCAUCAUAGUAACUACUAGAUGCACACUCAUUCAACUUUAUCAUUAAUUGUAUAGCAUAACAUUAUAUUUAUCUUAAAUGAUAAUACAUGCAUUA